This is a messenger RNA of Limanda limanda (common dab), 900 nucleotides long. RefSeq names its product glutaredoxin (thioltransferase) (gene glrx). Bases 84 to 404 code for a protein of 106 amino acids. The transcript has 3 exons. The record is from RefSeq and is a predicted model, not a curated record. Lineage: Eukaryota; Metazoa; Chordata; Actinopteri; Pleuronectiformes; Pleuronectidae.
AAAGGGCAGAGCGAUCAGCUUUCUUCUCCCCCAUCCACGCAUCCUUCCUCUUUGUGUGUGUGUGUGAGGCUCCAGCUCCGAACAUGGCGCAGCAGUUUGUCCAAACUAAGAUCAAAGGAGACAAAGUGGUGGUCUUCAUGAAGCCCACUUGCUCCUACUGCAUCACAGCCAAAGACGUGUUGGGCAAAUACAAGUUUAAACCCGGACAUCUGGAGUGCAUUGACAUAAGUGCCCGCAGCGACAUGGGCAGCAUGCAGGACUAUUUCCUGGAGCUCACCGGAGAGCGCACGGUCCCUCGGGUGUUCAUCGGUGAGGAGUGCAUUGGAGGCGGCAGCGACGUGGCGGCGCUGCAUAAGAACGGUAAACUGGAGGGCAUGCUGCAGUCUAUUGGAGCCCUGCAGUGACCUGCUCCAAACCAAGCAGGCCACUGGAACCAGCGUGCUGGGGUCACAUGACUAUGCAGCGGGACUUGCGUAGUUUGCGUCGCCGCUGCUGGUACUCGCUGAGCUCCUGCAGGUAGCCUCUGGACGGCCAGCGUAGCCUCUCCACCUGCUCCCGCUCCUCAUCUGGAACACACAAUCACGUAUCAAUAAUCCACCGCAUGCACAACUGUGGAAAAAUCAUUACAGCCAGCUUUACCGCGCUUGGCUCGAACCCACCAACCCACAUUCAGUAACAACUCCCUGGAUUGUUGCCACGAACUCCUCCAACGAUUCUGAAAUGUCUGACUGAGAAAUUUGUUUACACCAAGAAGCCACAGAAGACCAACAGUGAUCCAUCAUGUGCUGUCUCUUUGUCCUGACCUUUGACUUCGCCCGUGCCCUCCAGUACCCGUCCAAUGAUCUGAAAUAAGUCUCGUGUCUGUGAUGUCAAUAAAAAGUGCUACUGCUACAAACCAGA